Fonsecaea pedrosoi CBS 271.37 is the source of this 3543-nucleotide messenger RNA. RefSeq lists its product as uncharacterized. Gene Ontology annotation, molecular function: protein binding. The record is from RefSeq and is a predicted model, not a curated record. NCBI's taxonomy places the organism in Eukaryota, Fungi, Ascomycota, Eurotiomycetes, Chaetothyriales, Herpotrichiellaceae. The transcript has 2 exons. The coding region runs from base 1 to 3543 and encodes 1180 amino acids.
AUGCAUCUGCUCAAAAUUGGCCCUCAUGGUGAGGUCAGCCUUACCGACAGGUUGGAAACAGACAUUCCGCCCUAUGUCAUACUCUCACACACAUGGGGCCCGGAUAACGAGGAGGUGACUUUCCAGGAUCUAAAAGAUGGAUCAGGCCAGUCGAAGGCAGGCUACACCAAGAUCAAGUUCUGUGCGAACCAAACACAGAAGGACCGUCUGCAAUAUUUCUGGAUCGAUACAUGUUGUAUCGAUAAGACGAGUUCCGCCGCUCUCCAAGAAUCUAUUACGUCAAUGUUUCAGUGGUACAAAGACGCACAAAAGUGCUAUGUGUUCCUGUCUGAUGUUUCGGCUCAUAAACGCGACAAUACAGGAAAUGUUCACAUCUGGGAACCCAGCUUCCGGACAAGCAGGUGGUUCACGCGGGGCUGGACGCUGCAAGAACUCCUUGCUCCGAGACGAGUGGAGUUCUAUUCUCGUGAAGGUGUACGAUUGGGUGAUAAAACUACACUUGAGCGGAUCAUCUCCAAUAUAACGGGAAUCCCUGAAACAGCUCUUCGUGGGAGGCCCCUUCAAGAAUUCACCCCUCAGGAGCGGAUGCGGUGGGCAUCUGGACGCAAGACAAAAAGAACAGAAGAUAAGGCAUACUGUCUCUGGGGAAUUUUCAAUGUGUCAAUGCAUGUUAACUACGGCGAAAGAGACAAAGCCUUUGACCGGUUGAAAAACAAAAUUGCUAAAUCUUAUCGGAGGGAGUUGGAUGGUCCUGGGCAAGCCUGUCUUCCGUCGCUCUCUAAUAACCUCGUUGCACCUCCACGUGGGACAACUACGAACCCUCCAGGGAAAGACACGCUCUCUGACCGUCGAAGGACGAUGCUAGCCUCUCUCAGCUUUGAGCAAAUGGAUUCGCGCCAGUCCAAUAUUACAAAUGCCUAUUCAACUACCUGCCAAUGGCUGUUGAAACAUCCGGCUUAUGUGAAUUGGAAUGAUCCACAGCAUAUACACCAGCACCGUGGGUUUCUAUGGAUCAAUGGGAAGCCGGGGGCUGGGAAGUCGACUCUGAUGAAAUUCGCUCUUUCACAGGCUUACAAAGGGACAUCUGAGGGGGAGAUUCUUCUUUCCUUCUUCUUCAACGCUAGAGGGGACCAGCUGGAGCACUCAACAGUCGGCUUGUACCGAGCCUUACUAUUUCAACUCCUGACGAAGAUCCCUGACUUACAGAAUCUGUUGGAUGACCUAGACGCUCUAGAAGGUCGAAACGAAUCCUCGAUGUGGACAAAGGAAAAGCUGUGUGAGCUGUUUUCUACAGCCAUUGCAAGACUCGGGACUCGACGACUAAGGUGCUUCAUUGACGCCCUCGAUGAAUGUGAAGAAAAACAGAUUCGAGAAAUGAUCAUCUUCUUUGAAAACCUAGGACAAAAUGCGCCCAGUGACGGAACACAGCUCUACGUUUGCUUCGCUAGUCGCCACUACCCAACGAUCUAUCUUAAGUACGGUCGGCAGCUGACCUUGGAAAAAGAAGAUGGUCAUGCUGGGGAUUUGGGUGCAUAUAUCCAGAGUCAUCUCCGAACUGAAGAGACGGAUUUAGUUAAGGAAAUCAUUCCACAAAUACGAGAAAAAGCCAAUGGUGUCUUCCUGUGGGCGGUGUUGGUUGUUCCAAUUCUCAACCAAGAAUUCGACAGCGGCAGUGUGUUUACGGUUCAGGAAAAGCUCAAAGAAAUACCUGCUGAGCUAGAUAAUCUCUUCACAAAGAUCUUGACGAAAGAUUCUGUCAAGAUGAAUCAUUUGUUGCUGUGUCUGCAAUUGGUCUUGUUUGCAAAACGGCCGCUGCGGCGAGAAGAGUUCUACUUCGCAAUGAUUGCCGGUCUCACUCCUAAAUCUGAGUGGAUGAGCGCCUGGGACCCGAAGCGGAUUACCGAAAGCUACAUGAACCGGUAUGUGCUCAGUUCAUCCAAGGGUCUUGCAGAACUUACGAGAUCAAAACUGCCAACAGUGCAGUUCAUUCACGAAUCAGUGCGAGACUUUCUCCUCAAGAAUGAAGGCAUCUUUCAGCUGUGGCCGGAACUCAAAAAGGGAACCACCUUGUCCACCUAUGAAGGGAAAAGCCACGAAUGUCUAAGGCAAUGCUGCUUGAACUAUCUCAGCAUCGAUGUUGCCAGCCACCUGGGUGACGUGGACAAACUGCCGAAGGCAUCAACGGAAGAAGCUGCGCGCCUCCGUCAAUGUGUGGGCGAAAAGUUUCCGUUCCUAGAGUACGCGGUACGAAAUGUUUUGUGGCACGCCAACAAGGCACAAGCCAAGGAGGUUGACCAGAGUGAAUUCAUCGGCACGUUUCAGCUCGCCAGAUGGGUAUGGCUUGCGAACCUGGUCGAAAGACACGAAACACGCCGGCACACUCAGAAGGUGACCUUGCUAUAUAUAUUGGCGGAGAACAACUUGUCCAGCCUGAUCAGAGUUCACCCAUCCAAUUUGUCAUGCUUCGAUGUCGAAGGUGAACGUUAUGGGCCCCCGAUUUUCGCAGCCCUGGCCACUGCAAGCGACGAAGCAGUGCAAACCUUCUUGCGAAUUCAGGUAGAUGCCCAACCCACAACAUCUCUUCUUCGUGUCAUCUACGACCAAUAUUGUCAUUCUGGAAACAAGCCAAACCAUUUUCCACGCACCUUCACUUUCUCACAACGAAAAGGAAUUUUUAAUGCACUCAUAAACCAUGACGAUGAUAUCCUUCUUGCAUUCUUCUGUGCUUGCAGCAAGAUGGCCCUCAAGCAGAUCGGCAGGGAUGUUGAGAUGCCAAUUAUCUGGGCAGCCAAGAAAGGGCACGUGGCGAUCGUGAAGCUCCUACUCGAGCAGGGUGCCAAAGUGGAACAUAAGGGUGAUUAUGGUCGGACACUACUAUCGUUAGCGGCUAAGUACGGGUACGAGGCGAUCGUGAAGCUACUACUCGAGCAGGGUGCCAAAGUGGAACAUAAGGAUGAUUAUGGUCGGACACCACUAUCUUUGGCGGCUGAGUGCGGGCACGAGGCGAUCGUGAAGCUACUACUCGAGCAGGAUGAUUAUGGUCGGACACCACUAUCGUUCGCAGCUCAGAGCGGGCACGAGGCGAUCGUGAAGCUACUACUCGAGCAGGGUGCCAAUGUGGAACCUAAAGAUGAUUAUGGUCGGACACCACUAUCGUUCGCAGCUGAGAGCGGGCACGAGGCGAUCGUGAAGCUACUACUCGAGUAUGGUGCCGAUCGAGAAUCUAAGGACAAGAAUGGUCGGACACCACUAUGGCAUGCGAUUCAGACCCAGUCCGAGGACGUGGUCAAGCUACUCAUGUCUUACCAGGGAGAAGGGCCACCACUGUCCCCAGAGCAGCAGCCAACAGGAUCGGAGUCGAGUACGAUGACUCCACAAGCAGAACCCUCAGAGGCUCUUCCCGUUGAGCAGUCAGGGCCACGAGACACGUAUGCGACAGGAGCGGAAGGUUGGGUGGAAGGAUACCAAUGGGCACAGACAGAAUCAGAGGCAGAGGCAGAGGCAUGGGGAGUCGAUGAUGGAGACGGAAAGAUACACAUCUGA